GGAGGAGGAGGGGGAGGAGGGGGAGGGAUGCAUGGGGAUGCGAUGAUGAUGGAUGCACCUCAGGCAGCCAUGUCCCCGGUCGCACCAAUGAGUCUCGCCAUUCCUCCUCCGCCCGGCACCACAAGGUACUUCAUCGUGAAGAGCAACAACCUGGAGAACCUAGAGCUGUCGGCGCAGAGGGGCAUGUGGGCGACGCACCGCAACAACGAGGGCAAGCUGAACGAGGCGUACGAGUCGUGCGACAGCGUCAUCCUCAUCUUCUCCGUGAAUGAGACCAGGCAUUUUCAGGGCUGUGCGCUCAUGAUGUCGCGCAUAGGAGCGGUGGUGGGGGGAGGGCCGUGGAAGUACGCCCAGAGAAUGGGCAGCUACGGGCAGAACUUCCGGAUCAGAUGGCUGAAGCUGUGCGAGUUGUCGUUCAACAAGACGCGCCACCUGCGUAACCAGUACAAUGACAACCAGCCGUCAAGAUCAGCCGCGACUGCCAGGAGGUGGAGCCUUGUGUGGGCGAGCAGCUCACUGCACUUCUGUAUCGCGAGCCAGACGCUCCCCUGCUGGCAACCGCACGGGAGGCAGAGAAGAAGAGAAUGAUGGAGCAGCAAGCACAGGCGCAGGGGAGA
Molecule: messenger RNA, 617 nt
Organism: Closterium sp. NIES-67
Lineage: Eukaryota; Viridiplantae; Streptophyta; Zygnematophyceae; Desmidiales; Closteriaceae
Source: the annotation of a GenBank genome assembly